Molecule: messenger RNA, 477 nt
Organism: Echinops telfairi (small Madagascar hedgehog)
Lineage: Eukaryota; Metazoa; Chordata; Mammalia; Afrosoricida; Tenrecidae
Product: cytochrome c oxidase subunit 7A2, mitochondrial
Exons: 4
Coding region: 86-337 (83 amino acids)
Biological process (GO): mitochondrial respirasome assembly; mitochondrial electron transport, cytochrome c to oxygen; regulation of oxidative phosphorylation
Source: RefSeq, a predicted model, not a curated record
GAGCGGGUAGUUCCGGUUCCGGUGUGACCCUCUCCGUUGCUGGCUACAGUUGUCGCGGCGUUGGGUCGCUAGGAACAGAGCCGAGAUGCUGCGCAAUCUACAAGCUCUGCGUCAAAUUGCCCAAAGGACCAUAAGUACUGCUUCACGCAGACAGUUUGAAAAUAAAGUUUCAGAGAAACAGAAGCUAUUUCAGGAGAACAAUGGGAUUCCAGUGCAUCUAAAGGGUGGAGCAGCUGAUGCCCUACUGUAUAGAGCAACCAUGGUUCUUACAGUCGGAGGAACAGCAUAUGCCAUAUAUCAGCUGGCUAUGGCUUCAUUUCCCAAGAAGCAGGAUUGACUCAGUUUACCCUUCCAGCAGUUGGUUCUGUUUAACCCAGUGCUCUAUGGACCAGUGAAUGAAUGAAUAACAACUCUUCUUUGGGGAUCAAUAUUUAUUGACUUGUACUAACUGCCACCAAUAAAGCGGUCUUUACCAUG